Messenger RNA from Chelonia mydas (Green sea turtle), 5519 nucleotides. It is a transcript of the gene FBLIM1, whose product is annotated as filamin binding LIM protein 1. The coding region runs from base 307 to 1596 and encodes 429 amino acids. Gene Ontology annotation, cellular component: focal adhesion; stress fiber. The record is from RefSeq and is a predicted model, not a curated record. Gene Ontology annotation, molecular function: filamin binding. NCBI's taxonomy places the organism in Eukaryota, Metazoa, Chordata, Testudines, Cheloniidae. The transcript has 9 exons. Gene Ontology annotation, biological process: cell-cell adhesion.
GGAAGGGGCGAUGAUGUCAGUGGGGCGGCUCUGCCGCGGCUCCCCGACCCCCUGCGGGAGGCGCGGCCGGGCAGGAGCGCCAGGGGCCGCGGGCAGCCGUGCGCCGCGCAGGGGCCGGGGCUGGCGCACGCCGCCGCGCAGCCAGGAGGGACCUCGGGCAGCCGCCGCCGGCCCAGGCUCUGUUCUGGGCUGAUCGCAGCCCCUACUGACCUCACUGCUCCUAGUGCCUGCUGGGAAGGCAGCUGCUGCAGGAGAGGGAUUUUGCCAACUUGUCAGAGGAAAGUAAACUUGAGUCCCCGAUUGAAGAUGCUGUCUGGGAAGGUGGAGAAGAGGAUUGCUUCCUCUGUAUACAUUACCCUGGCCCCUCCCAGGAGGGACACGGUCAUCCAGGGAGGUGUAAAGCCAGAGGUGCAUCAGCCGAGCUCAGACCAUCCAAAGGAGGCUACAAAAUCUGAUGGGACCCACCAGCCCCACGUGUCACCACCACAGAAAUUGUCCAACAGCAGCCGCCAGGCCGGCAAGCAGAGCAGCGGGACGCUGGACAGUGCUGGGCACCCGUCUGGAGUGGCGGGCUUGUCCAAUGGAGGUUUCUCCUCCUUUCCUCGUCCUGUCCUCCCUGACGUUUCCACAGGCUCGGACCCAGAGAGCCCCCUGCCGUCUCCUCCGCCGUAUCUUCUGUCCGAUGAACUUAACGCCCCGUCGGUGGAGACGCUUUGCCCUGAUCUGCAGAAGCUGCACAUGAGCUUACCUGUGAGCCGGCAGGUCCAGAAUGCUGCAGUCAUUAGCCAAGCCUUAGACCAGCUGGGUUUGCACCAAAGCACAAGGGAGCCCUCGCAAAGCCUCAGCAAGAUGCCCGCCCCAGCUCAGAAUGCCUCUUUUCCUCUUCAUCAGGCCUCCUCCACGUUCCCAGCAGAACCGAGGCAGCAUAAAAUCCAGCCGACCAGUCUGGAGCAAGUGGAUGAGCACCAGGCGCCAAAACAGAACGUGAAUGGGCACCUGGAAAGAGACAUUUCCACAGUCUGUGCCUUUUGUCACAAAGCCAUUGCCCCCCGGACCCCGACCAUAGAAGCCAUGAACAAACAGUACCACGCAGACUGCUUCACGUGCCGGACGUGCCACGGCCAGCUAGCGGGGCAGCGCUACUACCAGAAAGAGGGCCGGCCACUGUGCAACUCUUGCUACAAGGACACGCUGGAGAAAUGUGCCAAGUGCCAGGGUCUGAUCCUGGAGCACAUCGUCCGCGCCUUGGGGCAUGGGUACCACCCCGAGUGUUUCAUGUGCUCCGUGUGCGGCCGGAGCAUAGGGGACGAGAGUUUUGCCAUGAAUGACCAGAACGAGGUGCACUGCGUGGAUGAUUUCUACAGGAAGUACGCCUCCAUCUGCAGCGUCUGUGAGACACCCAUCAUCCCACAGGAGGGGAAAGAUGCCUACCGGAUAGAAUGCAUGGGGCGAAGCUUCCAUGAAAGCUGCUAUCGGUGUGAGAACUGCAGGAUUCCCCUGUCCACCGAGCCAGCAGAGAACGGCUGCUACCCCUUGGACAGCCACAUCCUCUGCAAGCCCUGUCACAUCAAACAGAAGAAUGAAUCGUUCUGCUAAGAGAGCCCGGCGGGCUUCCCCAGAAAACUGUGGAUGCAGUCGCAUGGCUGAGAUGGGCCAAAUCUCUCUACUACGGCAUCAGUGUUCUUAUCCUCUGCGUUCAUAAAUGUCCAACUUUCUGUCCUGACUGUGUCUCUUAUGGUAGGACUAUAUUAGCAGCUCUGAGCUUCAGCAGCAAGGUCCUACCACGCAUGCUUCCUAAUCGGCCCUGCGAGGUGGCAGUGGGACUUUCUUCUUCUCUCUUUCCCUCCAGACUGGCUCUGCUUAUCUUCCAAGGCGACGCCAGCUGGCUUCCUCUGCCCCCAAAUGGCUCAGUGCAUGGGAUGAGGGGGACACCCCACCAAACCAGCAGCUGCUGAUGGGACAAGGGAGAUUGAUUAAAAUAAUGUUUCAAAGCAGGUAGGGCUCUGUCUCCUCACCGUGUAAAUAACGCCCCUGCUGCUUUAAGUUAAGACUCGGGGGGAUCUUACUAAACAGCAGAGGGGCUGGGGGAGAGCACUGUGCUGUCAGCUCUGGGAGCACGGCAGGGAACAGGGCACGCACAGUGGGACAGCGAUGCGAAAACCGCGUGAAGGCCACCCCAGUGCACCCUCAAAAUAGGGCUAACGUAAGACCUAAGUGGUGCCUAAGUUUUUACUGAUCUCCUGCCCGUGAGUGACUUUUACCCACAGAGCCAGGUCAAAUAUAUAUACACACAGUUUUCUGCUUUACUGCACCCUGCGAUAGUGCUGUGAAUUAUGACCCAGCAGUGUGCCAAAGAGGUUUGUAGAGCAGCAGCUGAACACCCCUAUGCAUUCUGAAAAUGACACUGUACCAGCGGCAACCUGAGGCCUGAUCCUUCAGGUCUUAACUUGAGGGAGCGAAGGCUGCAGGAUCAGCCCCUAAUUGAGACUGUGUCUCCUGAAAUGCUGCAGCGACUCAGUGACAGAUAUCAGAUGCAGCUGCCUGCAGAUCUGCGCCGGACGACCCGCUGGCUCUGUGCACGUAGAAUUGCCGGAGCCACGGUUCUGGAAUUGACUCCGGGGAUUACUGGAUGUGCAGUUUCAUCUCUGUGGUGCAUGGACGCGGACUGUGAGUCAUGACACAACCUGGGGGCUGGGAGUGGAAAGAAUUCAGCGUUGUUUAAGGAGUUGACAAAUACACAGCCCCACCAGCUUCCCAUAAAACAAGCCAAGACGCUGGAUUCUCUCUCAUCUGCCACUGGCCAAUCACGUGUCUUUCUUGCUAGCAUCAUGAAAUGAUGCCAGAUACAAGAUCCCCAACUAAGAGAGAGCAGCUGAUGGGCUGCCAGUAUUUUAACAUCCGUUUCCCCUCGCCUGGGAUAAACCCUCUGGCUUGUGGGAAUGGGGGUGCUCUCAGAGGGGAGCAGCUCAUUUGUUUCCCUAUUUAAAUCAAAACGCCAUUCUCAACUGUAGUCAAAGAAGAGAGCAGUACCACUAGGCCAAAAAGAUCCUGGUAAGCCUGAUGGAUGUGUUUCCGAGUGGGUAGUGCACUGGACUGGGCUGGGCAUCAGGAGAGCUGGGUUCUCGUCUGAACUGUCCCUUGCCUGCUGGGUAACUUUGCCUUUUUGUUCCUCAGUUUCCCCAUCUGUGAAAUGGGGAUAAUGAGACUGAUCUCCUGUGUAAAGCGCUUUGAGUUUUACUGAUGAAAAGCGCUAGAUAAGAGCUUGGGGAUGGCGAUUGUUGGUGGGUGCUGCCAUGAGUGUAUGGAUCCAUAUAGCACAACGUUAAACGAGUGGCAUUUGAAAUGGGUGGGACAGGAAAUGUACCAUCUUUGGGGGGGUAUCCUCACCCUGGAAAAUUACCUGCGGUGUCCCACGUUACACCGCCAAAGGCACACAGUUUGCUCUUUGGUGGGUAUUUUGAGCACUAGCUACUCAAGAACAGCUGGUGCAAGAUGGAACUCCACCAGCCUCUCCUCUCCUUUCGUGGCGGGAUUUUAACCAGUGGCACAUCAUGGAGGGGGAGCAGUAGGGGCUAUCUGAAAAGAGACUUAAAUGAAAGGAAGAAUCUUAGCAGUGCUAUGCAUGGCCUCUUAAAGAGCCCUUCCUCAUUCCCGUGGGGUCCCCUUGGCUUUGUGCUUCAGGCUAAACAGAGAGGCCAGGAGACCACACUUGUUGCGCUGGGCUUAACCGCCAAGAGAAUCCAGCAUUCUAGGCAGGACCAUUAGCUGGUUCCGUUCAGUGGCGCCGUCUCUCCUGUCCUUGUCAACACUCCUCAAGAGAAAAGAGCUUGGGACCUUGGUUGUGAUGAUCACUUUCCAUAAGUAGCAGUGACACUGUAAAAUUAAGUUGCUUUGAUAGGCAGUGGAGUGCUCCCUGAGCGAAAUGGCUGUGGAGUUCUUUGGCGUUUGGGGAAGCCCCACAAAAGAACUGUAAAUUAUUGGCAGGGAAAGUCUCCGCUCACCGAAAACAAUUGUACAUGCUCAUUUCCCUGGGGCUUUAUUUUUGAAAACUGAUUAAAUUUAGGGCUUCUUCUGGGGACACUCAUGAAAAUUAAUCCGAAUAAACAAAAGGUGUGAAUUUGAAGGGGAUUAGUUAAACCCACAUUAAAACCCUGUGGACGCUCUUUUCAGAAUUAGAGACCUGAAUUCAGUUUAUCUUAAUUCACUUUUUUGGAUUACCUUUCCUGAGCAUCCCUGUGUCAACAAGCUUUUACAGUACAAAAGGAAUAAGUGAGAAUUUGGAACUGAUGGAGCUUCUGCCAGCAGCUCCAGAGCACUCGGACCCUGGACAACGCUCUUUCCUUUCUUUUGCUAGUGGGGAGUGGGGCGGUGGUUUGGGUACUUGCUCAGUGUAUUAGCACCAAAGUCCUGUCUAUACCAGGAUUGGAACCAGGGUUUAAACAGUGGUCACCUGUAUUCUACAGUUUUACAGGCACUCCAGUGCCGGUGCAGGUAGCCAUUUUUCUCCCUUUUUAAGAAAGGUGCUAGCCUUACUGUGCUAUAGACACUCCCUCUCUGGAAUCCAUGCCCACAGUAGUCAGGGCAGGACUGCCCGAGCCCUGCUCUCAUCAACAGGAGCAGCUCUGAUUCGGGUCACAGCAUCUGAAAUGGGGCAGAGAUGCUGUGUACGCUGCAUCGGUGUUGGAGGGCCCAGCUACAGCCAUGGAUAAUCUUUGCAGAUUAGACCAACUGUUGAUACUGGUUAGUAUCUGUACUGUGGUGCACCAAGGGCCCCGGUCAUGGACCAGAAUCCCAUUGUGCUGGGCACUGUACAGACACUGAACAAGAUGGUCCCGGCCCCGAAGAGCUGAGAAUCUAAGCAUGAGGCUCUGUCAUCACUGCCAGCGAGAUAAUGCCCCCUAGCUAGUGGAGACAAGGCCCUGGUGAGCUUUUCCCAUGAUGAAGCUAGGGGAGGACAACACUCUGUGUCUGGCCUAGCUGAAGUGUGCUUAAAAGCUCCAGAGCCUUGGCUCCAAUAGGCGCUUAAUCAUGAGAGAACUAAUGUUGUUGGGUGAUCCCUUCUCUUCUCAGUGAGGAGAAGGCCUAAGAAAUAACAGGGACGGACAGAGGAGCACAAGGAAACAGUGAGACAACAUUGUUCGGCCUGACAGGCCGUUGUCUUGCUUUUUGUAGGUUCCUGUGUUACCAAAUUUUCUGCCUUGAAUCUUACAGGCAUGUUGUAUGAUUUGGUAACACCAUUAAAAUGGGUUGGGGUCAGAGCCACAGACAAGGUCAAACCGUGUCUCAGAGCUGUGAGGACCUUGGAGCGUUCUAACAGAGUCUCCCCUUCCCCUCAAUGUGGUAUGGUUUUGCUAUGUAGACAGGACCGCAGAGAAGAACAAGCUACACUGAAGAGGGAAUCCUUUCUUCCUCCAGACAAACGGUGACCUCCCAGCUGCCUUUCCCCAGUCACAACAAGCAGCGGCUUAUUUCAGAAAAAGAGGUAAGAAGCCCGAUGGUUUGCUUCGAAUGGAUUUGUU